AUGGCAACCACAAAUGGAGCUUUCCCAUUUCAAAAGCUUGCAAAAGAGAACUAUGAUCGAUGGAGCAUACAAAUGAAAACUUUCCUUGGAGGACAAGACGUUUGGGAAGCCGUUGAAGAAGAAUAUGUUGAACCGGAGAAUUUGGCUUCGUUAAGCGAAGCCCAAAAGAAGACAUCCAAAGAAGCCAAGGUGCAAGAUCAAAGAGCGCUAUCCAUCAUCCAACUCGGUGUAGACGAUAGUAACUUUGAGAAGAUUUCUCAAGCUACAACGGCGAAGCAAGCGUGGGAUAUUCUUAACGAUGCUUUCAAAGGCAUUGAUAAGGUGAAGAAGGUACAAAUCCAAUCACUUCGUGGAGAGUUCAAGUCUUUGAAGAUGAAAUACUCCGAAGAUGUUUCCGACUACGUCUCAAGGGUGGUUUCGAUCGUUAACCAACUUGAAAGAAAUGGUGAAACAAUAUUGGAAGAGAGAAGAGUGGUUGAAAAAAUAUCCAUUGAUCCUAAGUUCGACUACAUUGUCGUGGGAAUUGAAGAGUCAAACGACGUUGAGAGUCUUAAAGUGAACGAGAUAUUGGGAAAGUUACAAGUCCAUGAGGAGAAGAUCAAGAGGCGAAACAAAGGGCCCGAAGUUGAACAAGCCCUUCAAGUAAAGACGAACCUUGCCGACCAACCAAAAUAUGAUGGUCCUCGAUUUCGAGGCAGAGGUAGAGGCCGUGGUCGUGGACGCGUCGUGGUCGUGGCAGAGGUCGUGAAGGACAAUCCUCGUACAACAAUGAUGAUACGAAGCAAGAGAAUCGACCAACAAGAGGUCGUGGACGCGGAGGAUUCAAUCGGCAUCAAGACAAGUAUCGAAAUGAGUCAAAUGAUGAAAAGACUCAUUAUGUUGAAACAACGGAAAAACAAGUUGCCGAGCUAUCUCUAA
This is a messenger RNA of Erythranthe guttata (spotted monkey flower), 918 nucleotides long. The record is from RefSeq and is a predicted model, not a curated record. NCBI's taxonomy places the organism in Eukaryota, Viridiplantae, Streptophyta, Magnoliopsida, Lamiales, Phrymaceae.